Hirsutella rhossiliensis is the source of this 471-nucleotide messenger RNA. Its product is annotated as mitochondrial large subunit ribosomal protein. NCBI's taxonomy places the organism in Eukaryota, Fungi, Ascomycota, Sordariomycetes, Hypocreales, Ophiocordycipitaceae. Gene Ontology annotation, biological process: translation. The transcript is spliced from 2 exons. Gene Ontology annotation, molecular function: structural constituent of ribosome. The record is from RefSeq and is a predicted model, not a curated record. Gene Ontology annotation, cellular component: mitochondrial large ribosomal subunit; ribosome. Bases 1 to 471 code for a protein of 156 amino acids.
AUGAGCCGAUUUCUCACACGAGCCCUGUUCCACGGGCGCGUCGCAAUAUCUCCUGCUGCCACCGCCAUCCCGCUAUUUUCCCCGCGCGCUCUCCUCCCCCAGCUCCAAGCCUCCCUCUUCUCCACGCAUGUACCCCAACCCGCCAGCCCCAGAGAGAAAGGCCCGAAGCUUCGAACUCCCACCCCUCCACCUUCAAAGAGCCAGGAGGAGCUCGCUCAGAUGCCAUACCUUGUUCGCCGUACACCUUCCGCCCAGCUGCCCGUGUACCGACGAACAAAGUCUGGCGGGACUCUAAGAGAGACUCACGUCAAGAAGGUCGAAGGUGAUCGGAAGAAACUGGCCCAAGAACUUGGCGGGGCUUUGAGUCUCGAUCAGAAGGACGUCAGGGUCAAUCCCACAACAAAUCACAUAGAGAUGAAGGGCCACGUUCUCGAGGAAGUCAAAGCGUACUUGCUCAAGUUGGGGUUUUGA